AAGUGUCCCCGGAUUGCUCCUCGUCCCCUCUGACAUGUUUGCCCAAAGCACCAUCCGUAAAGUCACCUUCAAGAGGGCAACGUGCGGUUUGACCCAGAGGAGACUCGCUUCGACUCAGUCUCUGAAGGAAGUCUUGCAAGACGUAGUGCCAGCUAAGCAGGAACAGUUGAAGAAGCUCAAAGCCGAACACGCGCAGACCGUGAUCGGAGAUGUCAAGGUUGAGCAAGUUGUCGGCGGUAUGAGAGGGCUCAAAGCUAUGCUUUGGGAAGCGUCGGUGUUAGACCCAAACGAGGGCAUCCGCUUCCAUGGCAUGACUAUACCAGAAUGUCAGAAACACCUCCCAGCGGCUCCUGGGGGAAAGGAGAUUCUACCUGAAAGUAUGCUGUGGCUGCUCCUCACAGGACAGGUCCCUACCGAGAGCCAAGUUCGACAACUCUCUGCGGAACUGGCGGCCAAAGGAGCAUUGCCUUCUUACGUCGAGAAGCUUAUUGACUCGCUACCGAACAACCUGCAUCCCAUGACGCAGCUGGGUAUGGGUGUCGCCGCCUUGAAUAAGGAAAGUGUCUUCGCAGAAGCCUACGAGAAAGGCAUUAAGAAGAGCGAAUAUUGGCACUACACGUUGGAAGACUGUCUCAACCUGAUUGCCCGGCUACCGGCUCUCGCCGCACGCAUAUAUCGCAAUGUCUACAAUCCCGGUGCUCCGAUACCUGAAGUGUCCUCUGAUUUGGAUCUCGUGGGAAACUACGCCAGGAUGCUAGGAUUCGCGAACGAGGACUUGACUGAGUACCUCCGCCUGUAUAUCGCUAUUCAUGGUGACCAUGAAGGCGGCAACGCAUCUGCUCACACCGCUCAUCUGGUCGGUUCUACCCUUUCUGACCCAUAUCUGUCCUACUCGGCGGCGUUGUAUGCGCUAGCUGGCCCCUUGCACGGUCUUGCCAAUCAAGAAGUAUUACGGUGGCAGCUCGCCAUGCAGAAGGAACUGGGCGACAACGUUACCCAUGAUCAGAUUAAGGAUUACCUGUGGAAGACUCUUAAGAGCGGACAGGUCGUGCCGGGAUACGGCCACGGAGUGCUGAGAAACCCCGACCCGAGGUUUAUGGCCCUGCAGGAGUUCUGCGAUGCUCGCCCGGAGUUGCUUAAGAGUCCCAUUAUCCAAAUGGUCAAGAAGACUUAUGAAGUUGCACCAGGUGUCCUCAAGGAACAUGGGAAGACGAAGAACCCAUACCCCAAUGUCGACGCCACCUCUGGUUGUGUACUAUACCAUUAUGGUCUGACUCAGUUCAAGUACUACACGGUCAUUUUCGGCGUCUCCAGAGCUUUGGGUGCACUUACUCAGCUGGUGUGGGCUAGAGCGUUAGGCUUACCUAUCGAGAGGCCUAAAUCGCUCUCAAUGGAUGCGAUUGAGAAGCUCAUCGGCGCCUCCCGCUAAGCUUCAUGGUCAACUCAUCAGUAAGCUGAUCUGUUUCAAUCUGGGGGAUGCGAUGCAUGCAAGCCAGGUUUAGCAGCGGCUGGGGAGCAGACACUGCAGUCGCAAAAUUAACAUCGCAUGGGAACGCGGAUAGUUCCCACUGUAAUAAUAAUCAGUCAUACGGAAUAACUAGUAAUCAAGAACAUGAUCCGUUGCA
Molecule: messenger RNA, 1625 nt
Organism: Gloeophyllum trabeum ATCC 11539
Lineage: Eukaryota; Fungi; Basidiomycota; Agaricomycetes; Gloeophyllales; Gloeophyllaceae
Product: citrate synthase
Exons: 16
Coding region: 35-1429 (464 amino acids)
Biological process (GO): carbohydrate metabolic process; citrate metabolic process; tricarboxylic acid cycle
Cellular component (GO): mitochondrial matrix
Source: RefSeq, a predicted model, not a curated record